Trichoderma atroviride IMI 206040 is the source of this 1455-nucleotide messenger RNA. RefSeq lists its product as uncharacterized. The record is from RefSeq and is a predicted model, not a curated record. Gene Ontology annotation, biological process: transmembrane transport. Gene Ontology annotation, cellular component: plasma membrane. Lineage: Eukaryota; Fungi; Ascomycota; Sordariomycetes; Hypocreales; Hypocreaceae. Gene Ontology annotation, molecular function: transmembrane transporter activity.
AUGGAACUGGAGAAAUCUACCAACGCGACUUCAUCGGUAUUGAACUCGAAUACUAGUGUUACUGAUCAAAGAUGGAGCAACUCGGACAAAAAUCCCAUAAACUGGGCCAAUUCCAAGAAAUAUCAAACGAUAGGAUUAAUCUCCUUCCAAGCAUUCAUCUCGCCUCUUGCGAGCUCCAUUAUGGCACCCGGUUUUCCAGAAAUCGCCAAGAAAUACGACAUCAAGUCCGAUACAGGUUUGGCUCUGACUCUGACCAUAUAUCUUCUGGCGUGGGCACUUGGGCCACUCGUCUUUGCCCCGUUGUCCGAGAUUUAUGGGCGGAGGUGGGUGAUCAACAUCUCGAGCGUCAUAUUCACCGCGUUUAGUAUUGCGUGCAUCUUCGCUAGGUCAACGGGAGAACUAAUCGCUUUUCGAUUCUUGGCUGGAAUUGGAGCAUCGACACCAAUAUCAAUUGCCGGUGCGGUGAUAGCCGAUCUCUUCAUCCUGCAAGAACGAGCUCCGGCCAGCGCUAUAUAUGGCCUGGGCUUGCUCAUUGGGCCUCCGACUGGACCUAUCAUGGGAGGAUACCUGACUCAGAUGGUUGGGGUUCGCUAUGGCUUCGUCUUAACGGCCGCUCUCGGUGCUGCUGCAUUGAUCCUCUGCGUGUUCUUUCUCCCCGAGACGGAUCAUGCACUCAUUCAGUCGAAUGAUGGCUCACAGAGAAGAAGAUUGCCAACGUUCUGGAAAAAAGAAACGAUUGGCGAAAGAGAGGGCAUUUCUGUCUCACUGAUGGGCCCUAGAGCUAGAGAAGCAGCUCUACGUCCUUUGGUACUUCUUAUAAGAAGCCCCAUUUGCCUUAUCAUGAGUUUCUAUGGAGCACUUGUUUAUGGCUUUCUAAACAUGUUUUUCACAACUUUUCCAACAAUAUUUGGCGGCAUAUAUGGAUUCCAGCCUGGCCCAACUGGCUUGACGUACAUAGGAGGAGGACUUGGUGAAUUAUGUGCCACGGCUCUGGGUGGAUGGGUGGGAAACACAGUCUACCACAAUUUGACAAAGAAGAAUGGCGAUAUCCCCAAGCCGGAAUUCCGAAUGCCGGGAAUGCUCCUCGGCUCCAUCGCCGUCCCCAUUGGACUCUUCUGGUUCGGCUGGACAGCACAGACGCACCAGCACUGGAUGCUUCCCAUUAUCGGUUCGUCCAUCUUCGGAUUUGGCAUGAUGUCCAUUCUUUUGCCGCUGCAGCUCUACUUUAUCGACGCCUUCAAGUACUCUGCGGCUGCUCUGGCAGCUGCCGCGCUCGCCCGCUCGCUCCUCGCAUUCGCAAUACCCCUUUUCGCCCCACAAAUGAUUGAUGCCAUGGGACUGGGGGGAACAUAUUCAUUCCUUGGCGGACUGAGCAUCGCAAUAGGAAUCCCGCUGCCUCUGUGGGUGUAUUUUCAGGGGGAGAAGAUUCGAGCGAGAAGUGAUUUGAACAAUUGA